Messenger RNA from Eruca vesicaria subsp. sativa (arugula), 192 nucleotides. The record is from the annotation of a GenBank genome assembly. Lineage: Eukaryota; Viridiplantae; Streptophyta; Magnoliopsida; Brassicales; Brassicaceae.
AUGGACUGUACUUAUCAAGAGACUCCUUAUGAAGGAGGAGUGUUUCAGCUUGCGUUUGCUGUUCCUGAACCUUAUCCUCUGCAGUCUCUUCAUGUCCGACAAGAGAGAUAUGUCUUUGACAUAUUGAAGAACGCGUGGAGUCCUGCGUGGACGCUUCAGUCAGUGUGUAGAGCGAUCAUAGCAUUGAAUUGA